UGAAGAACAAAUCAAAUGGCUUGAAUCAAAUCCAAUGGCUGAAGUUGAUGAAUUAAAAGAACAUAAAAAACAACUUGAAGAAGUUGUAACACCAAUUAUGACAAAAUUAUAUGGACAAGGUGGUGGUGCCGGUGGUGCUGGUGAUGUUCCACCACAUUCUUCACAUGGACAUGAUGAUGAUAGUUUAUAA
This is a messenger RNA of Rotaria sp. Silwood2, 190 nucleotides long. Lineage: Eukaryota; Metazoa; Rotifera; Eurotatoria; Philodinida; Philodinidae. The record is from the annotation of a GenBank genome assembly.